Carassius gibelio (silver crucian carp) is the source of this 646-nucleotide messenger RNA. It is a transcript of the gene vhll, whose product is annotated as von Hippel-Lindau tumor suppressor like. Lineage: Eukaryota; Metazoa; Chordata; Actinopteri; Cypriniformes; Cyprinidae. The transcript has 4 exons. The record is from RefSeq and is a predicted model, not a curated record. Bases 79 to 645 code for a protein of 188 amino acids.
UGAGAUGCGCAUUAAUCGGCCGAUAGUGAUCGGAGCACCCCUACUCAAGGGUAUUUCAGUCAUGGGUAUUGAGGGUGGAUGAGAGCGCUGUUCAUUCAAUCCUCCCCACCUACGACGGUGCCAGCACUGAGACUCAAACCGGCGACCUUCAGCGCUAUGGCUGAACAGGAAGCGCCUGCACCUUUGAAGUCUCUCAACUCGUACGAUCCAACGUAUAUCUCUUUUAAUAAUAAAUCCAACGCGAAUGCCGAAGCCUGGUGGCUAAACUUCUCGGGGCAGCCGGUGUCUUACGGCGACAUACAACCGAGGAAAUCGCUUCAGAUGAACACUUUUCUGACUCAUCCGUGGAUCUUCAGAGCGUCAGACGGAGCUAAACUGCUGGCCAACCUCAAAGAAGUUUACUUUCCCACUCCAGCACAGUUUGAGGAGUACGGAUGCCAACGGUACCAGCCCGUGGAUAUCACUGCACCAGUGUACUCAUUACAAGAAAACUGUACACGUUUGAUCAGGAGUAUGGUGAGAAAAGAAGAUAUCUGCAAGCUGGAAAUCCCCGAGGGUUUGAGAAAGGACCUCAGCCGUGAACCCGAUAUACUGAGAGACAUUCAGAUUUUAUCUGCCAAGAGAUCAAUAAAGGAUUCAAACUGAA